This is a messenger RNA of Linum tenue, 5585 nucleotides long. Lineage: Eukaryota; Viridiplantae; Streptophyta; Magnoliopsida; Malpighiales; Linaceae. The record is from the annotation of a GenBank genome assembly.
CCAAACGUCAGAUCAUCUUCCAAAAAGAAAAUAGAAGAGGCAAAUAAAACAAGAGAGCGGGGGUUCUGAAAAUUUCAAAUCCACAUCGCCAGCCCGCUCUCCCCCUCUCACAUGUAUUCACUCCCCGCCCAGAGAAACCAAAGGAGAUAGAUCGGAGUCGGAGAGGAAGUCAAACCGAAGUGAGGAUUCCGGCGGAGAGGCAGAUAGAGGAGAGUGCUAACCGAGAGUGUUCCUGCGGAGAGUCUACAAGUAGCGAAGAUUGCGUCGCCAGCUCCGUCUCCAUCCCGUGCCGGUGGAUCCAGCAGCAGAGCAGGAACUCGUCCGCCUUUCCUCUCUUCAUUGGGGAAAACUGACGGAAGAAUGUCCGGCCGCCAGGAGAAAGAGAAGGGCGUUAAUGUUCAGGUCCUGCUUCGUUGCAGGCCGUUUAGUGACGACGAGCUGAGGAGCAAUGCGCCACAAGUGGUGACUUGCAAUGAUUACCAGAGAGAAGUGGCGGUUUCGCAGAACAUCGCCGGGAAGCAUAUCGACCGAGUUUUCACUUUCGACAAGGUCUUUGGCCCUUCAGCUCAGCAAAGAGAUCUCUAUGACCAGGCAGUAGUACCGAUUGUAAACGAAGUUCUGGAAGGUUUUAACUGUACCAUUUUUGCAUAUGGUCAAACAGGUACAGGUAAGACUUACACCAUGGAGGGUGAAUGCAAAAGGGCAAAGAGUGGGCUUAAUGGAGAACUGCCCCAAGAAGCAGGGGUUAUUCCUAGAGCCGUGAAGCAAAUUUUUGAUACACUUGAAGGGCAGAAUGCUGAAUACAGUGUGAAAGUUACUUUCUUGGAGCUUUACAACGAGGAAAUCACUGAUUUGCUUGCCCCAGAAGAAAUUUCUAAGGUAGCUUUUGAAGAGAAGCAAAAGAAGCCCUUGCCACUUAUGGAGGAUGGGAAAGGUGGAGUUCUUGUUAGAGGUCUGGAAGAAGAAAUAGUGACAAGUGCAAGUGAGAUAUUCACUCUUCUGGAAAGAGGUUCCUCAAAACGCAGAACUGCUGAGACUUUGCUGAACAAGCAAUCAAGUCGUUCGCAUUCUCUCUUUUCGAUAACAAUCCACAUCAAAGAACCGACACCGGAGGGUGAGGAACUAAUCAAAUGUGGGAAAUUGAAUUUGGUGGAUCUGGCUGGCUCAGAAAAUAUUUCUCGGUCUGGUGCCAGAGAGGGCCGUGCCAGGGAAGCUGGCGAAAUCAACAAAAGUUUGCUUACACUGGGCCGGGUCAUCAGUGCUCUUGUGGAGCAUCUGGGCCAUAUUCCAUAUAGGGACAGCAAGCUCACAAGAUUGCUUCGUGAUUCGCUCGGGGGAAGAACAAAAACCUGCAUUAUAGCUACUGUUUCCCCUGCUGUUCACUGUUUGGAAGAGACAUUGAGUACACUGGAUUAUGCACACCGGGCCAAGCAUAUCAAGAAUAAGCCUGAGGUGAACCAAAAAAUGAUGAAAUCAACCCUUCUCAAGGAUCUUCAAGGUGAAAUUGAUAGACUGAAGGCAGAGGUUUAUGCUGCCCGUGAAAAGAAUGGUGUGUACAUCCCCAAGGAACGAUACUAUCAAGAGGAGUCAGAAAGGAAGGAAAUGGCUGAUCAGAUUGAACAAAUGGGGCUCACUAUAGAAACUCAUGAAAAGCAACUUGAGGAAUUGCAAGAGAAGUAUGAUGUACAAGUUCGGCAUUGUUCUGAUCUAAGUACCAAACUUGCUCACACAGAGAGAAACUUGCUGGAAACAAGCAGAUUGCUUGCUAAUACUGAGGAAGAACUGAAGAAGUGCCGUUACACACUGAACGAAAGGGAUUUUGUCAUUUCUGAACAAAGAAAAGCUGAAAAUGCUUUGAGCCAGCAAGCAUGUGCUUUGCGGUCCGACUUAGAGAAAGCUCUGAAAGACAAUGCUUCAUUGUUUGACAAGAUUGGUAGGGAAGACCAACUGCAUUCUGAGAAUAGAUCAGUAGUCAACAGUUUCCAGUCCGAGCUCUCUCAGCAGAUUGGUUGUCUUCGUAGCAUAGUUGCUAACUCUAUGUCGCAGCAGGAUGAGCAUCUGCAGUGUGUUGGCAAACUCUGUCAUUCUUUUAUGCAGACCCAUGACAAGGCGGUCAAGAAAAUGAAGAAGAAAUUGACAAACACGAGGACAGUAUACGCGUCCCACAUUGAAGCGUUGCAAAAUGUGGUUCGUCUGCACAAGUCGAAUUCUAUUGCUGGCCUGGAUGAGAUGUCAACUUUGGCUUCCUCCAAUGCACAGUCUAUUGAAGAUUAUCUAGCUUCAGAAGGUGUCCAAGCAGCUGCAGUAUUUGAUGACCUCCGGAACGCUCUCUCAGCUCACCAGGGUGAAAUGGCCAUUUUCGCAAGGGAGCUACGCCAGAGGUUCAACUCAAGUAGUGAGCAAACAAAGCAGAUUUCAGAUUACACAGAUGGAUUCCUUUGCAAACUGAUGGACCAAUCCCAAACUAUCCAAAAUCACGUGAUGGGAGUUGACAACAUCCAAAUGAACAGCAUUGCUGAUUUCCAGAAAGCUUAUGAGGAACAAUGUAAAUCUGAAGCGGAUAAGCUUGUUGCCGAUAUCAGCAAUCUUCUUUCUAAUCACAUUCUCCGUCAAAAGGAGCUGGUGAAUACAAGGCUUGAUGUUCUCAGAGAAGCUGCUGUUGAAAACCGGACAUUUAUGGAUGGCCAAGUCUCCUCAUUGGAGAAUAUUACCACUGAAGCGAAACGAAAAUGGAAAGAGUUUUGCGUCCAAGCUGGAAGUGAAGCCAAGGAUGGUGCAGAUUAUUCUGCUGCAAAACAUUGUCGCAUGGAGAUACUCCUCCAACAAAGCGUGACCAAUGCCGAAUCAGCUUUCCAGCACUGCAAAAAGACUCGUGACUCUGUGAACGAAAUGUGCACCGAGCAUGUCUCGUCUUUGUGUACCCUCGUCAGAGAUGCAACUGAAAACAUCGAGCAACAUGAUGCUGAGAUUGAUUCAGCAAGGACAGCAGCUGAGCAAGAUGUAGCAACGAAUAGCCAAGACAUUCUUCAGCACAUAGAUGGUAUGUCAGCGCAAGAACGUGAAUCAGUUUCAGGCAUAGUGACAACGGUUGAAGCACACACGAAAACACUGGAGACUUUCCGGGAAGAUCACUCUGGUCAAGCUGCGGUCAUGGAGAACAAAUCACAAGAAACCUUCCAGCAGCGCUUUAUGGACUACGAUCCAACGGGGACGACUCCGAUGAGGACGGAGCCGGAGGUUCCGAGCAAGGGGACAAUCGAAUCGCUAAGAGCAAUGCCGAUGGAAGCAUUGGUGGAGGAAUUCCGAGAGAACAACUCAUACGACUCGUUUGAGGUGAAGGAACUCAAACCUUCUCUUAUCCCACGCCCGCCCCUGGCCCAACUCAAUUAGCGGGGAAAAGAAACAACUACAUUCUGCCGCUCAUCUUUGUUCUUAAUAUACACCUUCCCGUUUGAUGGUUAAGUUUGCAGCUUUUUGCUUGUACCAUUGUUACACACUCUCUGUCGUAGUCAGUCAGCUAGCUGUUAAGUUUCUGUUUUGUGGGUGUAUUGGCUGUAAUGAAUGAAUAAAUCCCUUCUCGGGAUUUAAGUCACUUUUCCUGUCUUUGUGUAAGAAUAUGUGUAAAGAGGCUAAAAAGCUGGAGACGACGGACGGCCUCUGCUAUACUAUUAUGUUUAUGUAUAGCAUCGUUUUUGCUCGGAAAAAAAAAAAAAAAAAAAAAAAAAAAAGUUACUGUGUUCGUUUUGAAUUUCAGUCAGUAAAUACUAAGUUACUGCUAACUACUGAGUCGGCUCUUCUCUAUAAAUAGACUCCGAUCCCAACCCGCUUCCUUCGCCUCUCUAAAGAAACGGAGAGAAACCACCGAGUUACUGCGGUGUAAAGUAGACUAAAGAAACUGGGAAUCAAUGAUGUGUGGGGAAAAGCUUCGUUCUUCGACGGCGACGUCGUUGCAUGUCGCCGCAUUUUGCGUCGUGGUGGCGGCGAUGAUUAUCGGCGUCCAAGGUUCACACAAAGUGUACCCGGAGUUGCAGUCUCUCCCCGCCGAGAAGGUCGACGAAACUCACCGGACCGGCUACCAUUUCCAGCCUCCUAAGCACUGGAUCAACGAUCCAAAUGGCCCAAUGUACUUCAACGGCUUGUACCAUUUGUUCUACCAAUACAACCCCAAGGGCUCAGUCUGGGGAAACAUCGUAUGGGCCCACUCAGUAUCCAAGGACCUCAUCAACUGGCAGGCCCUGGAGCCCGCAAUCGAGGCCACGAAGCCCUUCGACAUCAAAGGCUGCUGGUCCGGAUCCGCCACCAUCCUCCCGGGCAACAAGCCCGUCAUCCUCUACACGGGUGUCGACAAACACAACCGCCAGGUCCAAGACUACGCCGUCCCCACGAACCUCUCCGACCCUUACCUCCGGUCCUGGGUCAAACCCAGCAAGGGGAACCCGUUCAUCAACCCAGACCGGUCCGUCAACGCCAGCGCCUUCCGCGACCCGACCACCGCCUGGUUCGUCAACGGCGAGUGGCACACCGUGGUCGGGAGCAAGCGUGACAUGGUCGGGGUCGCUUACCUGUACACGAGCAAGGACUUCAAGAAGUGGGUUAGGGCGAAAGAGCCGCUCCACUCGGCUCGGGGAACCGGGAUGUGGGAGUGCCCCGAUUUCUACCCGGUUUCGCCCACUGGGCGGAGGGGCCUGGACACGUCAGCGUUGGGGAAGGAAGUGAAGCACGUGUUUAAAGUCAGCUUGGACUUGACGAGGUUCGAUUACUACACGAUCGGAGUGUACGACAAGGAGAAGGAGAAGUAUGUUCCGGAUUUGGGCUCGGUGGACAGUUGGGCCGGGCUCCGGUACGACUACGGUAACUUCUAUGCUUCUAAAUCGUUCUUCGACUACAAGAAGCACCGCAGGGUUUUAUGGGGUUGGGCCAACGAGUCCGAUGGCGAGGCCCGUGAUAAGGAUAAGGGUUGGGCCGGAAUUCAGCUGAUCCCGAGAAAGGUGUGGCUGGACCCAAGUGGGAAGCAACUGUUGCAGUGGCCUAUUGAAGAGCUGGAGAAACUGAGAAGUCCUAAUCCACGUAAAUUGAGCUCCAAAGUUUUGAGGAAAGGACAGUACGUUGAAGUAGACGGGACCACUGCUGCCCAGGCUGACGUGGUGGUCACCUUCUCAUUCCGGAGCCUCGACAGAGCUGAGCCCUUCGAUCCCAAAUGGGCCGACAUUCCGGCCCAAGACGUCUGUCAUCAGAAGGGCUCGACCGUUCCAGGUGGGCUUGGGCCGUUUGGGCUGCUCACCGUAGCCUCCGAGAAGCUCGAGGAGUUCACUCCGGUCAUGUUCAGGGUGUUCAAGAAAGGCGGCAAGCACGUCGUUCUCUUCUGCUCCGAUGCCACCAGUUCUAGCCUGGCCAAGGGGCUGUACAAGCCGUCGUUUGCUGGAUAUGUGGACGUUGACGUGUCUAAAACCAAGAAGAUUUCCCUGAGGAGCUUGAUUGAUCAUUCGGUGGUGGAGAGCUUCGCGGAAGGAGGGAAAACGGUGAUAUCGUCGAGGGUUUAUCCGACGCUGGCAACAGGUACAAAAGCCCGUCUCUUCUUGUUCUGA